AUUGAUCAACUGAUGGUAGAUGAAAUGAUGAAAAUAGCUGAUGUGGAGAGAAGAGCUGGUUCCGGUACAUUCUGACUUGAAUUGGAUUGAAGUUGUUGGUGAAUGUCGUGGAUUUUUGAAGAGAAGUAAGAUGCUAGGAUGUUACAGAAAUCAUCCCAUAAAUAAACAUUUGUGUUUACGAAUCUAACGUGUGCGUUUAUGUUUACUAAAAAACAACAUUUUUAGGGACGUUUUCACAGCGCGGUGACGUUUGUGUUUUUACGUCGUUGCUAAGCAACGCGGGUUUAGUCUGGAAGAAUUUCUUCGUGAUCCGUAAUCAUGUCCCGGGACUCUGAUGCCCCCCCUGCUCCGGUGGCCUUCGGCCGGUGGGCCGUCCCGCUGCUGGCGGAGCAGCUGCGGCUGCCGGGGCGGGACGUCCGGCUGCGGGCCCUGGCCGCCCUCAUCGACGUGCUGCGUCAGCCGCUGCGGGGCCCCGAGGCCCUAACCGAAGGUUUUCUGCAGCAGCUGAAGGUCCUCCUGGAGGAUGAAGAUCCAUGUGUCAGAGCAAAGGUCUGCCAGCUUCUGCACGUGCUGGCGGCUCACACCUGUGGCAGACAGGCCCUGCUGGCUGCCUCCUUCCUGCCCCCCCUAUCUCAGCUGCUGGAGGACCCCCCCUGCAGGAGGACUGUGUUUCUGCUGCUGAGCCGCCUCUCGCUACACAGCUCGGGAAGGGUGUCUCUACUCACUCUGCUCCCUAAACUCAUGAAGAAGCUGCAAGAGGAGGAGGAGGAGGAGGAGGACGAGGUGCAGGUUCUGUUCCUGUCUCUCCUCAGGUGCUGCUUCCAGGCGGAUCCUGAGGCGGCUCUGCGUUCUGACGCUGUAGCCCUGCUGGCGCCAAAACUCUCCAACGGCGCCCUGAACAUCUGCAAAGCAGCAGCAGCAGCCAUGAUGGCUCUCAGCGUUCCCAUGGGCGGGAAGGUGGAGGUCUGUGACCAGAAGGUUCUUCCUGCUGUGGCGGCUCUUCUACAGGAGGAAGACGAGGAGGCUCAGCUAAACGCUACAGGAGUCAUCAUGUUUGCCGCCGUCACCACUGCAGGUAAGCUGCAGUGCCUGCACCUAAACGUCCUCCCUGUCCUCCUCAAGCUGGCGUGUGACAGACAUGAAGAUGAGGACAUGAGGCGGAGAAGGAAACCUCUGGUCAUGAACUCCGUCAGGGGCCUGACCAUGCUGGCUGAAACUCCGGAGGGCAGGAGACUCCUGCAGGACCAGCUUCCUCUGCUGAGGAGAACCAGUGAGGAGGAGGAGGACGUAGAUAUUCAGCGUGUCUUUGAGACCGCCAUCCAGGUCGUGACGUUUACGCCUUGAAACAUCUAGAAGGGAUGGUGUCUGUGUGGAGGUUCUGUCUGUAAAAUGUUAAUAAAGAUCAGAAGUUGAAAAAGG
Messenger RNA from Oryzias latipes (Japanese medaka), 1419 nucleotides. It is a transcript of the gene rsph14, whose product is annotated as radial spoke head 14 homolog. The record is from RefSeq and is a predicted model, not a curated record. NCBI's taxonomy places the organism in Eukaryota, Metazoa, Chordata, Actinopteri, Beloniformes, Adrianichthyidae.